Molecule: messenger RNA, 2208 nt
Organism: Lodderomyces elongisporus
Lineage: Eukaryota; Fungi; Ascomycota; Pichiomycetes; Serinales; Debaryomycetaceae
Gene: WAL1
Product: actin-binding protein
Exons: 1
Coding region: 1-2208 (735 amino acids)
Molecular function (GO): actin binding
Source: RefSeq, a predicted model, not a curated record
AUGGGUAUACUUACAACGCAGGAUAAAGAAAAGAUAAAAAGGGCGGUGCCAAAGACAAGUAACAAGGUGAUUGAUGCGACCGUUGCCAGACUCUACAUUGCUUAUCCAGACCCUACGAAAUGGGUUUUUACUGGUCUAAUGGGAGCAAUUGCCCUCGUAGACGAUUUGGUUGGCCACACUUUUUUUCUCAAGAUGGUUGAUAUAACAGGUCACCGAGGAGUCAUUUGGGAUCAAGAAUUGUAUGUCAAUUUCGAAUACAACCAGGAUAGAAAAUUCUUUCACACUUUUGAAAUCGAAGACUGUUUAGUUGGUCUUUUGUUUGAGGAUACUAAUGAUGCAACACACUUCCACAAACGAGUUACAACACGUCAAAAACACGGCUCGAGUGCCACAGUGAAGAAUAAAAAUGCAAUAGCUUUGAAAGAGAAAGUUGGCCCCAAAACACAUAACGCACCAGGACCUCGAGGCGAGUUUAUGGAUGUGAACACAGCACAAAGACAAAGGCGUGCAAAAGGAGUAUUGUACUAUGAUGACGUACCUCCACCCGAAUGGAGAUCUCUUUACGCAGAGUUGGAGGCUGCUGGUAUAACCGAAGACAUGAUUGUGGAUAAUAGGCAGUUUAUUAAGGAUUAUAUUGCUCAACAAGGUGGUCCACUAGUAGGGUUAGAGCCUCCAGUGCCGAGAAAAUACCAGUCUGCACAUGAAAGAGCUCUCAAUAAUGAAGCACCAGCAUCUUCAUCAGCAUCAACCACGACCACCACUACCACAGAGCAUGCGUCAUUUACAAAGCACAAGAAGGCUCCACCGCCUGCACCACCAACUCAGACACCAUCAUCAUCUUCGCCCGCACCAGGUGCACCAGGUAUAUCAAAUAUAGCAUCAUCAGGUUAUGGUCAUUCAACACCAGAGUCACAUUCAUCAAUGUCACCAUCUACUGAAACACCAGAUCCUGAGAAUGAGGCUGGAAAUGAACCUGCCAAAUUCAAACCCGUUUUUAGAGUUCCGCCGAUGGAUAAGCUUCCGCAAAGAGCUGCAUCGCAAACUUCUUCCUCUACCAACACCGAGAGACCUCUACCAGCACCACCCUCUGCAGCACCACUGUUUAACCCACAACCUACUACUACUUCGGCACCACACUCUGCAGCAACUUCACAACCAGCUCAAACUCGCAAACCUUUUGCAGUUCCUCCUCCUUUUGUUCCAAAUCCAGCACAGCAAGCUCCACAGGCAUAUCAAACACCACAGCAAACGAAUCAAGGUCCUCCAGCACCACCAUCUCGUGGUGGUGCACCACCCCCACCUCCAAGAGCAGGUAUGUCAAACUCUGGAUCACCAGCACCACCUCCGCGAAAUGCUGGUCUCACACCUAUGAAGACGGGAGGUGCAGGACCACCACCACCGCCACCUCCAGCAAGAGGUUCAAGAGGUCCAGCACCACCACCGCCACCAUCAAGAUCGUCAGCUAUACAGCAACAACACCAGCAGCAGCAGCAACAACAACAGACAGCUCAUUCAACACCACCUCCAUUGCACCAACGUCCUCAAGUCGCUAUACCAAUUCAGACUCAAAAUCCAAACCAACCAGGAUUGACAUCCCCACCUCCACCUCCAAGACCUGGCCAAUUUACGUCUCCGCCGCCCCCUACGAGACCGGCACAAGCAUUACCACAGCAAACUCAAGUCCCAGCUCCAAUACCAAAUUCAUUCCCAACACAAACACAAACACAAACACAAGCUCAAACACAGCCAUCACAAUCAGCACCACCCCCACCUCCAUUACCACAGUCUAUGUCAGCAGGAGGUGGAGCAGUUCCACCACCUCCACCACCACCGCCGCCUCCUGCCAUGUCUACUGGAUCGGCUCCUCCAGCUCCUCCACCACCACCUACCAUGUCUACAGGUGCUGCACCGAUGUCCAAUGGUGGUUCUCUUCCUGAGGCAACUGGAGAUGCAGGUAGAGAUGCACUUUUGGCUUCGAUCAGAGGCGCGGGCAUUGGCGCAUUAAAGAAGACAGAUAAGUCACAAUUAGAUAAACCUAGUGUUUUGUUGCAAGAAGCUAGAGGCGAACCCGUAUCUACGCAGCCAACUGGCGGCGCAUCUGGUGGCGGAGGUGCUCCGCCUGGUAGUCUUGCAGAUGCUUUAUCUGCAGCAUUGAGCAAGAGAAAAGAAAAAGUUGCUCACAGUGAUGAUGAAGAUGACGAAUGGUGA